CCGCAAAGCCUCGGCCUCCCAGACCCGUGUAGCGCCAAUUAACGCGAUCGAGCUGCUGUUGGAAAUGGAUGAUCCUGUUGAGUUUCUGGAUCCUUUGCCAAAGGAUCUCGAGUGUCCUAUAUGUUUGCUUCAUCUUAAAGAACCACUUCUUACGUCAUGCGGCCAUCGAUAUUGCAAAUCUUGUGUUGACAAGAUAACCAGAAACAAGGAAUUCACCUGUCCUCUUGACAACAAGUUAUGUUCAAGAGCUAAAGAGACAUUUCCUGACCGAGACUUUGAACGCAAAGUAGCAUGUCUCAAAGUGAAAUGUGGUCGAUUUAGAGAAGGAUGUAAAUGGUCUGGACAACUCAACCAACUCGAGACUCACAUGUCAAGUGGAGGUUGUGAAUUCGAGUUAGUGCAAUGUCCAUAUGCUGAAGCAGGCUGCACUUACAAGUUGAAGAAAAAGGAAUUACGAGAACACAAACGAGCACACACCAGUGAACACAUGGAUCUUCUUCUUCAGAAAGUGUCUGAUUUGAAAAGAGCAAAUACCAGUGAACACAUGGAUCUUCUUCAGAAAGUGUCUGAUUUGAGGAUAGAAAACGAGGAUCUUAAACGUCAAUUGCGUGCCACUACAGGAAAAGUUUGCACUUUUUUCUGGAGAAUCAAGAAUUGGCCAGAUGUCCUACAAGAGGCAAAGAAUCAUAAAUGUGAAACCAUCUACAGUGAAAGUUUCUACACAGGAUAUCCAGGAUACAAACUACGUCUUAUGUUUAAACCAAACAAAACCAAAGGAGGAAGUCAUGAGUUUUAUGUUGGCGUUUUAUUGCAGGUGCUGAAAGGAGAAUAUGAUGAUCUAUUAGAAUGGCCAUUUCCACUAAAGUACAAACUGUUCAUAGUCGAUCAACAGCCAAACGUAACUGCUGCCAACUUAACAAAAAUAGUAGACCCAAUUAAAUGGCUUCAUCUUGAUGUUGAAGAAGUACUAAAGAAGCCAACUGCUGAAUACAACAAAAUGGGUUUUGGUUUUCUAGACUUUGCCACACAUCAUUCCCUUCAGACCAGAACGUAUAUUCGCAAAGAAGACAAGUCCCUCCUCAUCAAAAUUGAAGUGUACAACUAAAUUUUUUAGCUAAUUUUAUUACAUGCUUACUAGCACGACUUCUAAUUCAAGGAGUUGCAUUUUGUUAUCUACAGUUAUUAGAUAUCAUGCAGGUUCAUAUAUCAAUUAUCUAAUUAUAUUGAUGUCUUAACAA
This is a messenger RNA of Corticium candelabrum, 1238 nucleotides long. Its product is annotated as TNF receptor-associated factor 6-A-like. The record is from RefSeq and is a predicted model, not a curated record. Gene Ontology annotation, molecular function: zinc ion binding; protein binding. Gene Ontology annotation, biological process: regulation of apoptotic process; signal transduction. Bases 65 to 1105 code for a protein of 346 amino acids. Lineage: Eukaryota; Metazoa; Porifera; Homoscleromorpha; Homosclerophorida; Plakinidae. The transcript is spliced from 5 exons.